CAUCUCUAUCUAAUUUCCAUGCGGUACUAUGUUUUCUUUGCAAGUACUAGCACAAACAGCUAGCUACUAUUUUUGAACUUGUCAUAAUUAGUCUCUAAUUCUAAUUAGCCAUACAUUGAACACACCAGCACACCUUAAACGUAAGUGGUAUUUGUUCCACACAGGUACACUAUGCCUUCACUCUCAGAAGCCUACCGAGCCCACCCCGUGCACGUUCAACACAAGCACCCUGACUUAAACUCCCUACAAGAACUCCCCGAGUCUUACACUUGGACACACCAUAGCCAUGAUGAUCAUACUCCUGCAGCUUCCAACGAGAGUGUCCCCGUUAUUGAUCUCAACGACCCAAAUGCUUCAAAGUUGAUACACCAUGCAUGCAUAACUUGGGGAGCGUACCAAGUGGUGAACCAUGCCAUACCCAUGAGCCUCCUCCAAGACAUUCAAUGGGUUGGGGAGACACUCUUCUCUCUCCCUUGUCACCAAAAACAAAAAGCAGCUCGUUCCCCUGACGGUGCUGAUGGCUAUGGCCUUGCUCGCAUCUCUUCCUUCUUCCCCAAACUCAUGUGGUCUGAGGGAUUCACAAUUGUUGGAUCCCCUCUUGAGCAUUUUCGUCAACUCUGGCCCCAAGAUUACCACAAAUACUGUGAUAUCGUCAAGCGAUAUGAUGAAGCGAUGAAAAAGCUAGUGGGAAAGCUGAUGUGGCUGAUGUUGGAUUCUCUGGGUAUUACAAAGGAAGACCUGAAAUGGGCCGGGUCCAAAGGCCAAUUCAAAAAGACAUGCGCAGCCUUGCAAUUGAACUCUUACCCGACUUGUCCGGAUCCGGAUCGGGCCAUGGGUCUGGCCGCCCACACCGACUCCACCCUUCUCACAAUCCUUUACCAAAACAACAUAAGCGGGUUGCAGGUUCACCGAAAAGGCGGCGGGUGGGUGACGGUGGCACCAGUCCCCGAAGGGCUUGUGAUCAAUGUAGGCGACCUCCUCCACAUAUUGUCGAACGGGUUGUACCCGAGUGUGCUCCACCGGGUCUUAGUGAACCGGAUCCAGCAAAGGCUUUCAGUUGCGUAUUUAUGUGGGCCCCCUCCGAAUGUGGAGAUAUGUCCACAUGCGAAGCUAGUGGGCCCAAAUAAGCCUCCCCUUUAUAAGGCAGUGACUUGGAAUGAGUACCUUGGCACUAAAGCAAAGCAUUUCAACAAGGCACUCUCAAACGUUCGGCUUUGUGCACCUAGCUAGCUAUUAGCGGUUCGUUUGAUGUAAACCAGCCUCACACAAUUGCUUCGAUCCUUCCCUCUUGCAUGGUCUAUUUUCUACCAAACAUGAAUGAAACACCUCUUCUUUUUCUUUUUUUGCUUAAUAUGAAUGGAAACUUGGUGGGGAUCGAUGCCAACAAUAAAUAAGUUCAAGAGGGUGUAUAUGUAUGUAGAUAUAUUUGUUUGGCUCUAAACUGGAGAGAGAAUACUGGGGAUAAGAUAGUCUCAUCCGUGUUUCAUUUGUCUUUGUCUUUGUCUGGAAAGGGACAUCACUAAAUUGUCGAAGCUGAUUAUUCAAUUCGACCACAGGACUCGCCAAAAAACAUUUUCUUUCCAACUCGGUUUCUAUAUUUAUUUAUGUUCAUAUUAUUUUUAGGGUGUAAGCAUUUAUGAUAUAUACUUUUAACUUGUACCUUUAUAAUGAGAAGGAGUUUGGUCCAA
Molecule: messenger RNA, 1688 nt
Organism: Glycine soja
Lineage: Eukaryota; Viridiplantae; Streptophyta; Magnoliopsida; Fabales; Fabaceae
Product: gibberellin 3-beta-dioxygenase 1-like
Exons: 2
Coding region: 172-1230 (352 amino acids)
Biological process (GO): gibberellin biosynthetic process; response to light stimulus
Molecular function (GO): gibberellin 3-beta-dioxygenase activity
Source: RefSeq, a predicted model, not a curated record